AUGGGCUGCAACAUGUGUGUGGUCAAACGUCCAGAGGAGCAGUACAGGAUCAUGUUCCAGCAGAAAGGAUGGACCAGCUCUCUGCGGCCGAUGGACCGACACGGGAACCCGAAGGUGAAGCUGCCAUCAGUCGUCUUUAACGAGGUUCCUCCGCUGAUAGAUGGAGAACGCUGCGUCCGCGCUGCCACCUGCUCGGCUGAUUUAUCGGCUCUGGUGGUCGUCUCUAGAAGUUUAAAGCUGCUGCAGGCCGACAUGUUUCUGGAUCUGAUGCAGACCAGAAGCUUCCAGAAGCACAGCGAGGCGUUUAGGGAGCGUCUGGAAACUCCAGCAUGCCCCGAUGACUGUACGCUGGUGUGCAGCGGGACAGGAAGCUCCUCCAUCUCCUCCGUCGCCAUGGUAGCCAUCCCCGACUGCGUGGACGAGGCCACGCAGACCGACAUCAGCUUCCAGAACUUUGUGACGCUGAGCAGAACCAGAGGUCACCAUCAUCACCACCAUGAGGUGGAGCUCUACAAGUCCAGCCAGCAGGAGAAGCUCGGUCUGACCGUCUGCUACCGGACCGACGACGAGGAGGACCUGGGGAUCUACGUCGGAGAGGUGAAUCCAAACAGCAUCGCAGCAAAGAACGGACGAAUCAGAGAAGGGGACCGAAUACUGCAGGUGAACAAGUCCGCCGUUAAUCCUCCUCCAGAUCUGGAAAAGUUUGAGCCGGAGGACGACAACGACGACGACGACGACGACGACUCCCAUCACCACGAGCUGUCGGCCAUCAACGAGCUGCCGGAGCGCGACAGCAGCAGCGCCUACAACACCGGCGGGGAGAGCUGCCGCAGCACGCCAUUGGUCAGCACCGAGCAGAUCCCGCCCCUGCAGGAAGAUGAAGACGGCGAGGCGGGGAGAGGGCGGGGCCUGACGUCUCCGCCUCCUCUGCUCCCCCUCGGCCGCCUCCCCCCUCUGAACUCCCCCCUCACCCCUCGGCGCCACCGGGACCGAGAGCGCCGCCACUCCAACCUCAGCUGCUCCUUCUCCCCCAGCACAUACAGGAAGUAUGAAGCAGCCAAUGGCAGCGCGGCGAAUGGCUCAAGCUCCACCCCCUCCACGCCGUCAAAGUUCAGAUCGCUGAGCAGGGAGGUGGCAUCAUCAUCAUCAUCAUCAUCCAGGAGAGCAGAUGGAGGGCGGAGCUCCAGAGCAGGUGGAGCCCCCCGGAGGCCUGACGGUGGAAGUGCAGAGUCGAGUCCAUAUUUCACCAGAAGACGCCACAACAAACCUCCAGAACGCUACCAGAGCUGCAUGACGCUGCCGUCUGAGGGCCUGGUGGAGCCUCUGGACCGGGUCAGGGACCGGGUCAGGGACCGGGCCGGGCCGGAGGGCGAGGACAGAGGGCCGGGCACCGGCAGCAGCGGCCCCGCCAGUCCCCACAGCGUGAAUAGCGCCCCCUGCCCUCUGGAGGACCAGCAUGUGGGGGCAUCCAGGCUGGGACUGGCCUUACCGCUGGUACUGACCCAGUCGUCGCCAACAGCGUCACCGCAACGCAUGGAGUGGAAGGUGAAGAUCCGCAGCGACGGAACUCGAUACGUGGCGAAGCGUCCGGUCAGAGAUCGACUGCUGAAGGCUCGAGCCAUGAAGAUCCGAGAAGAACGCAGCGGCAUGACGACGGACGACGACGCCGCCAGCGAGAUGAAGCAGGGCCGGUACUGGAGCAAAGAGGAGAGGAAGCAGCAGCUGCUCAGGGCCCGAGAGAACCGCCGCAGGAGAGAGUUCAUGAUGCAGAGCCGCCUGGACUACCUCCGAGGAGACAGGGAUCCGUCCUCGUCAGGAGCCACCGAGCAGCUCCAGCCCCGACAGAGCUCCAGCAACAUCCUGCUGCUGAGCCACAAGAAGGUGAUGAAGAAGAGGAGCCGCCGCAUCCUGGACAACUGGAUCACCAUCCAGGAGCUGCUGGCCCACGGGUCCAGGUCUCCGGACGGGAAGAAGAUCUACAACCCGCUGCUGUCCGUCACCACCGUGUGA
Messenger RNA from Stegastes partitus (bicolor damselfish), 2010 nucleotides. Its product is annotated as PDZ domain-containing protein 4-like. Gene Ontology annotation, molecular function: protein binding. The transcript is spliced from 12 exons. The coding region runs from base 1 to 2010 and encodes 669 amino acids. Lineage: Eukaryota; Metazoa; Chordata; Actinopteri; Pomacentridae. The record is from RefSeq and is a predicted model, not a curated record.